Parascedosporium putredinis is the source of this 2127-nucleotide messenger RNA. Lineage: Eukaryota; Fungi; Ascomycota; Sordariomycetes; Microascales; Microascaceae. The record is from the annotation of a GenBank genome assembly.
AUGACUGUCCCCGCCCUCGAGCUCGGGGCCCUCAUGGCCAAAUACGGCGAGGAAAAGGACAAGAGAGUCAAGGAAGACGGCAAGAACCAGUACGUCCAACUCGCCGACUCCGACCGCUGGGGCAGCCUCAGCCGCGAUCCCUGGGCCGGCUUCGACGCCAAGGAUAUCCGAAUCGCCGACGUCGCCGGCGGCUUCGGCGGCACGUGGUACUGGAACCGGUAUCCGGGCCUCAUGUGCGACGUCGAAAGCUACGUCUACAUGCCCUUGCUCGAGGAGACGGGCUACAUGCCCAAGCACCGCUACUCGUACGGCACCGAGCUCCGGGAGCACGCCGACCGCAUCGCCGACAAGUGGGGCGUGCGCGCCUCCUUCCGCACCGCCGCCGAGGCCUCCACCUGGGACGAAGGAGCCCGCCGCUGGGUCACCAAGCUCCGGCAGGACCGCGGGCCCGACGGCGGCGGCGACGUCCACCUCACCGUGCGCUCCCAGUUCCUCGUCAACGCCAACGGCGUGCUCAACCACCCCAAGAUGCCCCGCGGCUUGAAAACUUCGGCGGCGAGGCCUUCCAUGCCGCUCCUCAAGGGCAAGCGCGUCGGCAUCAUCGGCACGGGCGCCACCGCGAUCCAGGUUGUCCCGCAGCUGGCCAAGUGGGCGGGCGAGCUGUACGUGUUCCAGCGCACGCCGUCGUCCGUUGCCGAGCGCGGCCAGCGCGAGACGGACCCGGCGGAGUGGGAGGCCAAGAUCGCCGCGAAAAAGGGCUGGCAGCGCGAGAGGACGCGGAAUUUCAACCAGUUUUGCACGGCGCAGCGCGAGGGCGUCAACGUCGUCGACGACGGCUGGACCAAGGCGCUGGCCUACUACACCCUCCACAUCGCCACCAUGGUCGCGCUCGACUUCAACUACAGCGACGGCAACCGCCGGCGCGUGGAAGAGGUCAUCAAGGACAAGGAGGUGGCUGAGCGUCUCAAGGCGUGGUAUCCCGUCUGGUGCAAGCGACCCGCCUUCCACGACGAGUACCUCCCCGCCUUCAACCUCUCGCACGUCCACCUCGUCGAUACCGAAGGAAAGGGUGUCACCGGCGCCACCGAGACCGGCGUCGUCGUCGGCGACAAGGAAUACCCCAUCGACGUUCUCAUCCUGAGCACCGGCUACCGUCUACCCAUGGCCGAUAACGGCGAGCCCGGCUCCCACUCCAACAUGGUGUUUACGGGUCGCGGCGGCCGCACCCUCGCGGACAAGUGGGCCACCCAGGGCGCCACGACGCUGCACGGCGUGCUCACCAGCGGGUUUCCCAACUUAUUCCUGACCGGCCCCGCGCAGACGGGAGCGUGUCCCAACUUUGCUUGGGGCCAAAACGUCCUCUCCCAGCACGUUGCGUACAUUGUGGCGCAGGCUCACGAGCGCAGCGGGCCCACUGCCGUCGUCGAGCCGUCUGUGGAGGCGGAGGAGGGCUGGUCCGGGCUGAUCAUGGCCUUUUCCGGCCUCAUGGCGCCUAUUGGCAUCUGCACGCCGAGCUACAUCAAUAGCGAGGGCGGCCUUCCGUCGGAUCCCGUGGAGGAUGAAGGCUAUGCGAGGCGCCGGUCUCUGCUGCGGCGCAAGACCUCGUCAUAUUCCGCUUCUGUGCAGGCUCUAGUAAUUGAGGAUCUGGGCACAAACAGCUUCCAGCUCACCGAUGGAAAGGACAGCAGAGCCCUAUACGUAGUGCAAAGAAACCCCUCGAAACCUCACCUUUCCAUUUCCCGAGGCACCAGCGUAGCAGACGUCGUCGGCACGGCCAUCAUUCACAAAUUUUCCUCCACGAUCGAUGUCGUGUUCGGAGGCCAGCCUCUAAAGCUCAAGCGAAAAGGCGCCUUUAACGAUUCCCACGCCUUUCAUCAUCCCUCGACGACGGCAUUACAGUGGAAAGGAUUAGGCGGUGCCGGCGGAUUCGGUCUCCAGGACGAGCAAGAAAGGACAAUCUGCACCUACGAUAAGAAGGGUGGCUUCGAAUUUCCUACGCUUGUGCAGGACCAACACAUGCUGGAUUUGAUUGUUGUGACGGGGCUAGCUACUGAUGAAUAUCGUCGGCGGUCUCAUCGAAACUGGAACGAGUCUCUCGUCUGGACGCUGAAUCAAGUGGGCGUGUAA